Alosa alosa (allis shad) is the source of this 1171-nucleotide messenger RNA. RefSeq names its product claudin 15-like a (gene cldn15la). Gene Ontology annotation, cellular component: plasma membrane; bicellular tight junction. Gene Ontology annotation, biological process: bicellular tight junction assembly; cell adhesion. The record is from RefSeq and is a predicted model, not a curated record. The coding region runs from base 189 to 842 and encodes 217 amino acids. Gene Ontology annotation, molecular function: structural molecule activity. Lineage: Eukaryota; Metazoa; Chordata; Actinopteri; Clupeiformes; Clupeidae. The transcript has 5 exons.
AUCACACAGUGAGCACUGCGUAUAUCCUCAGUACUGCCUCCGCUUGCACUGACCAGACAACAAGGCUUCAACAAAGAGCUUCCUUCUACUUGACAGAUAUUUUAGAGGAUUUUUGGCUUUUUUUCUCUCCAAGUUUGAGAGUGCACUACAACUACAACUUUACCAGAUUUUGUUGUUUCAUUGUAACCAUGUCGACGGCGUUAGAGGCAGUUGGCUUCUUCAUGAGUGUGGCCAGUUGGCUGAUCGUUGGGACUGCUUUGGGCAACGACUACUGGAAGGUGUCCUCUUUCUCCGGGAGUGUGAUCAUUUCCAAUCGGCAGUAUGAGAACCUGUGGCAUUCCUGUGCCGAGGACAGCUCUGGUGUGGCAAACUGUCGUGACUUUGAGUCUAUGUUGGCACUGCCAGGUCAUAUCCAGGCGUGCCGAGCUCUUAUGGUGGUCUCCCUAUUGCUGGCCCUGGUUUCCAUCAUUCUGUCUGUCAUGGGGCUGAAGUGCAUCAAGCUGGGCAGCACCACUGAGCAGGGCAAGGCCAAGAUCGCUGCCACCGGGGGUAUCCUCUUCGUGUUGUCAGGGGUGUGCGAUAUGGUGGCAGUCAGCUGGUAUGCCGCUCGUGUUGUUGAGGACUGGAACAACCCAUUCUAUGGAGGCAUCAAGUUUGAGCCAGGUGCAGGUCUGUAUAUUGGCUGGGCUGGAGGCAUCCUGGCCAUAAUUGGAGGAGCCAUUAUGUGCUGCGCCUGCAAGAGAGUAUCUGGAGGAGCUGGAGGAGGAGGAGGCUACCCUGCAGCAAAGAUCUACAAGUCAGCCGCUGCGUCUGAAUCUGGAACCAGAACAAACUAUGUCUGAGGCGUUACAAUGACAUUCACAUGACUUCCUCUGUUGUUUAUUUGUUUGCAAAUGUCAACUACUUCCAUUCUCUCAUGCUUUGAGAAAUUCCUCCAAUGUAAAGGUUGCAAAAAGGAAGGCCACUAAUCCAUGGACAUCUUGGAUAUGAUCUGUAUUGCUUUGGAAUCGUAUUGUCUUAAAAGUGCAUGUUAAUGGAACAGUUGUUUUUUUAUUGUAGUAAAUCUGUGUUUUUUAAACAUUGUAUUGUAUUUCUGACCACAAUUCUAACUAAUUUUCAACUGGUUUAAACAAAACAAAAAAAUAAUAAUUAAAUAAAAUAUUGUAAUACA